UACUCGACGUCUCAGUCUCGGAGGCACAUACCUGGUCUCAGUCUCAGAGGCACAUACCUGGUCUCUGUCUCAGAAGGAUAUACUCACCUGCUGUUCUCUAGUUGUGUUAUCCAUCCUACAGCGCCAUGGAGUUAUCCCCAGCAACCAUUAUUACCAUGCUUGUCUUGUGUGUCUUGCUGACGAUGAUCGCUGCUGCGUGUCUGUGUUUGUUGUUUUGUCAAAGGGCGCGGUCGCAGGCAAGGAAAGAGAAGGUUCCGUUUUCGUGCAGUCCGUCCUCCAGCUCGGAAAAGACUUCGGGGACGUCAGUGAGACUUCUAGGCAUCAACGCUCCACUCACGCCCACGGCCACCCCCCCGCCUGCGCCCACCGCCACCCGCAGGGCUACGGCGACGCCCUGGAAACUGCGGCUCCUCGACGUGUUCCCUGCCAGGUCGUCCGUCAUUGAGGAGACCGGGCUGGAGGAAGUCCUGGUCCUCCACACGCGGACGCAGAACCUCCGGCUCCAGAAGAUGGCCUUCAGGGACUCCGUCGUGAAGGCCCAAGACGGGACCACAGAGUGUGUCCCGGUGGCGAUGCAUCAGCGGCCGGACUUCUCCAGGAUGUUUGGGACGGCCUCGCACAGCAUCCCUUCGCUCAUCUUCGACCCGUCGGGCAUGACGCUCAACCAGAGCAUCGCCGACGUCCACAAGCAGAGCGGCGGGCAGGGCGCAUCCGGCGAGAAAUCUCCGUCCGUGCUGAGCAGCUUUCUGCCGGUCUGGUCGACGACGGUUCUGUCCAGCACCUCCGUGGUUGUGUCCUCGACGCCGGUCAAAGUUUGAGUAAAUCUUUAUUAU
Penaeus vannamei (Pacific white shrimp) is the source of this 833-nucleotide messenger RNA. RefSeq lists its product as uncharacterized. The record is from RefSeq and is a predicted model, not a curated record. Lineage: Eukaryota; Metazoa; Arthropoda; Malacostraca; Decapoda; Penaeidae.